GCGUGGGAGGCUAUUGGCAAUUGGAGUGGUCGCCACUGUCGCUUCUCCUUCUUCUUUUGUGCAGCAUUUCCAACGACGUUGCUGCAAUUUAUCAGUCCAGCUAUUUAACUCCAGGAGAUCUGAGCCUUGAGGAGUGAAGUGGUUAUCUUGCAAUGACAACUGUGGGAGGUGGUUCGACGACGGGACGACUUCCGACGUGGAAGGAGAGGGAGAACAACAAGCGGCGGGAGAGGAGAAGGAGAGCCAUCGCUGCUAAGAUUUACGCGGGUCUUCGAGCUCAGGGAAACUACAAACUCCCCAAACACUGCGACAACAACGAGGUUUUGAAGGCGCUAUGUGCAGAAGCUGGUUGGAUUGUUGAAGCCGACGGUACCACUUAUCGUAAGGGAUGUAAGCCACCUCCUGUUGAGGUUCCUCCGGCUGGAUCGAGAAACAUGAGUGUGUGUUCGUCGAUACAGCCGAGCCCGAAUUCGUCGGCUUUCCCCAGUCCUGCGCCUUCAUAUCAUGCCAGCCCCACAUCUUCCUCAUUUCCAAGUCCAUCUCGCGGGGAUGGGAAUCCGACAUCCUACAUCCUUCCUUUCCUUCAUAACUUGACUUCAAUCCCUUCUUCGUUGCCUCGCUUGCGCAUAUCCAAUAGUGCUCCAGUAACUCCCCCUCUGUCCUCUCCGACUAGAAAUUCAAAGCCGAAACCUCAAUGGGAACCUAUUCCAGAGAGGUCAUUGAACUCCUACCUACACCCUAUUUUCGCCGCCUCUGCUCCAGCUAGUCCUACUCGCCGUCGAAGAUUUAUGCCAGUGCCGAUACCAGAAUGUGAUGAAUUUGAUGUACCUACUGUGAACUCUGCUGGUUGGGUCAGUUUCCAGACCGUGCCAGCUUCACCUACUUACAAUUUGGUAAAACCUAUGGCAAUGAAGGAUUCUAUCCAGAAUACAAGCAAUGGCAAUUGUGCAAACUUUGGAUUGGAAGCAACAGCAGCGAAGAGGCCCCGGGGGCCUGAGUUUGAGUUCGAGAACGGUGCAGUUAACGCAUGGGAGGGUGAAAGAAUCCAUGAAGUUGGAAUGGAAGAUUUGGAGCUCACACUGGGAACUGGAAAACCCGGUGCUUAGUUUUUGCAAUGUCCAUUAGCUUUACACUUCAACUUAGUUCCGAUGGAUCGCAGAAACAAAUCCUUUGUUACCCGAAGUCUUCAGCAUCCCUGUUCCGGUAACCGUCAGGCUUAAAAAUGUGGAGAAAAUGUCUAAUUUCUGCAAUGUUGUUGUUGUGUACAAAACAUCCAUCCAUCUAGUUCAUAUCACUGUUCUUUUUUCAAGCUAAAUAAAUCUCAUCUUCUGUAAA
Molecule: messenger RNA, 1335 nt
Organism: Andrographis paniculata
Lineage: Eukaryota; Viridiplantae; Streptophyta; Magnoliopsida; Lamiales; Acanthaceae
Product: BES1/BZR1 homolog protein 2-like
Exons: 2
Coding region: 153-1106 (317 amino acids)
Biological process (GO): brassinosteroid mediated signaling pathway; DNA-templated transcription
Molecular function (GO): DNA-binding transcription factor activity
Source: RefSeq, a predicted model, not a curated record